AUGCGUGUUGGUGGACGAAUCAGGAGAGCCGACCUUCCUCCCAACUUCAAGCACCCUACAAUACUCCCUAGGAACCAUCAUAUCACUGAACUGAUAAUCCGACACUGCCACGAAGUAGCCGGUCAUCAGGGACGAAGUAUGACUACCAAUCAGAUCAGAGUUAGCGGCUAUUGGAUCAUUGGCUGCAGCUCUGCCGUCUCCCACUUCAUCUCUAAAUGCGUCAAGUGUAGGAAGCUAUACAAUCCGGUUGAAGAACAGAAGAUGGCAAACCUACCAGUGGACAGACUUGAACCUGCGCCACCCUUUACAUAUUGUGGAGUUGACCUGUUCGGGCCAUGGUAUAUAAGGGAAGGCCGGAAAGAACUCAAGAGAUAUGGUGUCCUCUUCACCUGCAUGGUGUCCCGAGCUAUCCACAUUGAGACUACGACUGCGCUCAGUACUGAUGCCUUUAUCAGAGCAUUGCGUAGAUUCAUCGCCAUUCGAGGACCAAUAAGACAACUGAGAUGCGACCAAGGUACCAAUUUUGUUUGGACACGAUCAGAGUUUGAAGAAGCCCUAAAGGAAAUGGAUACUGGUCAAGUCAAGAAAUUUCUACUCAAGGAGAAUUGCAACUUCAGUGACUUCAAGAUUAAUGUGCUAGUCAAUCUGCUAGUCAUUCAGGCGGGGUGUGGGAAAGGCAAUUCCACCCAGUGCGAAGAGUGCUCCUGUCUCUGA
Messenger RNA from Patiria miniata (bat star), 714 nucleotides. RefSeq lists its product as uncharacterized. NCBI's taxonomy places the organism in Eukaryota, Metazoa, Echinodermata, Asteroidea, Valvatida, Asterinidae. The record is from RefSeq and is a predicted model, not a curated record. Gene Ontology annotation, molecular function: nucleic acid binding. The transcript has a single exon. Bases 1 to 714 code for a protein of 237 amino acids.